ACGUGCUGCAGGAGGAGGAGGAGGCUGUGCGGUAACACGCGGAGCAGCCCGGACGGGACGGGGGGCGGGGCGAGGCCAGGAGAGGCGAGGCGAGGCCAGGCGAGGCGAGGCGAGGAGGGAGAAUGAAUGAGACGAGCUGGGCGGAGAAAGCUGGAGCUCCCCGGACUCCGUCUGUCUCUCACAUGUCGCCUAUUGUGCCCAGUGCGGCUCCGUCGCUGCGCGCGUGUUGACGUUUCGCUACCUCCUCGCGACGCGUUCUCGCUCCGGGACGUCAGGACCCCAAACCCGCGGACGUGCCUGACUACACGGGGCCGGGGUGCUCCGGACGACUCCUUUGUCGAGAAGGUGUAGAGGCCCGGCAGUUGCCCAGCAGGAGCAGGAGCAGGAGGACGAGGAGGAGGAGGACCAACGCUGCAACUGUGGAAUCCGCAGGCGCCCCAUGGAGCCAAGAUGGAGGAACUCCUAGAGUCGCUGGAGAGGAAGUUGCAGAGGCCCCUGUUGGCUAAGUCACGUACGUUACCCAGCAUCCCUCAGUCCCCUACGGUCUCCAGGGUACACCACGCUGAUCUGAUUGAUGGGAGUCCUCCAAGCAGGAAGAGCCCGUCCAUCUCCAACACCGCCGCCAACCACCCCAAAGCCUGCACGUUGCCACCUGAAGGAGAGCUUUGGAGGCUGGAAGACGACGGUGAGGGCGAGGAGGAGACCGGACGGGGCUUAUGCGCAGAGGCCUGCCCCCGCUCCCAAUCGCCAUUCUCCCACUUGCGGGCACGAGCCGCCUACCUGCGGAAGAGUGCCUCUGUGGACGACCACCUUGGCAUGGGCUCCGGCUACGGUUCGGGGCCAGCAGCCGGGAGCAUGGCGGAUCGCAGUGGCAAGAGCAAGCUGAAAAGGAAAUUUAGUCUUGGAUCUGUGGACCGCAAGGAGAACCACCAAAAGAAGCCGGAGUCGGGCAUCUCCAAAUUCACCCAUCGUCUCUCCCUGAAAGAACGACCAGCCAAGGCGGAGAAGACUGCCCGGGACCGACCUCCGUCCUACAGGAGGCGCUCUCUCAGCCUGGACUGGGCUGACUCCUCCAAGAUGACCCAGCCAAUGAGGGGGGACCAGGCCCACCCGUCCGCCCCCGCACGCAAGUCGGCCAGCCUGUCCUCGCCGAGCGCGGCCCGCCGGCUCUACCGCAACCUGUCCGGAAAGUUCCGCGUGGGCGCCAACCCCCCCGGCCUGGAGGACAGCGUGGUGUCAGGACGAGGAGGAGACAAGGAGCGCCUCCGAAAGACCACCAUGUUCCAGAGUAACGAGGCGUUGUUUGAGGCCGUGGAGCACCAGGAAAUGGACCUGGUCCAGCUGCUGCUCUCCCAGUACAGUCUGGAGGAGUUGGACCUGAACACGCCCAACAGCGAAGGCCUGCUGCCCCUCGACAUCGCCAUCAUGACCAACAACGUGCCCAUGGCCAAGCUGCUGCUGAAGGCCGGCGCCAAGGAGAGCCCCCACUUUGUGAGUCUGGAGGGCCGGGCGGUGCAUCUGGCCACCCUGGUGCAGGAGGCUGAGCAGCGGGUGUCUGAGCUGCAGGCCCAGGUUCGGGGGGAGGGCCCCGGUGAAAGGGAAGCGUCGGACCGGGAGAGACAGCUGAAGGCGUGGGAGUGGCGACACCGGCUCUUCAGACGCAUGCAGACGGGCUUCGAGCACGCCAACCCUCCAGAUGCACCCAGUGUGGUCCGUCUGUCUGUCAGCAGCAGCAGCAGUCUCAGGGUGGACUUCCAGGAGCCCCUCAGCGUCAACGCCGCCGUCGUCACCAAGUAUAAAGUUGGUUGGAGUUAUUCCCCCUCCUUCAGCCCGUUGCUGGGUGAGGUACUGGUGGAGGACACCACCCUGCUGCAGUGCAGCAUCACUGGGCUCACUUUUGGGACCCACUACUACGUCCAGGUGUCUGCCUACAACAUGAAGGGUUGGGGUCCUCCACUCACCUCCACCCCAGCCUGUGCUGUACCCUCCAGUUGGAGAGAUGUUGACGGCCGCCCGCCGCGUCAGAGAGGCCAGAAGGAGGUGCUGGACCAUCUGCUGGGUCAGAUCAAGGAGGCCCAUCGCCAGUGCGCCUGCCAUGAACAGUGCAAGGCGCCCCCACAGGGCAGGAAACACUCAGUCUCCAAAAGCCUUCGUCACCUCUUCCAACCCACGAGUAAAUUCGUCAAAACCUUGAAAAGAGGACUGUACCUGACGGCCAUAUUCUACAGAGAUGACAGCGUCCUGGUGACUCCGGAGGACCAGAUCCCCAUCGUAGAGGUGGAGGACUCCUACUCCAGCUCCCUCAUGCAGGACUUCCUGUGGUUCACCAAGGUGUCCUACCUGUGGGAGGAGAUUGUAUGGCUGCAGCAGUGUGUGAGCACCUCCCAGACCUCCUGCUCCUGCGCCCUGCAGACUCGCCUCAAGAUGCUGCAGGCUGUCGCCCACCUCCAGGGCAUGUUGGGAACUCAGGAUCUGGGUCAGGUGUACUUUGAGCCAAUCAAAGACAAGCAUGGUAACGCCCUGCUGGUCCUGCUGAGGGACAUGAGCACCUGCCCCAAUCUGGACGGCGUGCGCUGGACGCAGCUCUGCAAACUUCAGCUCCAACGCAAAUCCAUCUCCUCGCCCGAGGAGCCCACCGCCUUGGACAUGCUGCUCAUCACCCUCCAUGAGAAGCUAGCAUACCACAGGCGGAGCAGGAAGCUGUUAUCCCCGGGUUUGUAUCUGGGCUACCUGAAGCUGUGCACCUCAGUGGACCAGAUCAGAGCCCUGGUACCACAGAAACUCCCCAAUGUCCUUUGUCACACCAAGAUCCGGGACAACAGCAACGUGUCCAGGGAGGAGUGGCAGUGGCUCCAGGCCCUCAGCUCCCUUGACGAGUCCUUGGAGAUGGACCAGGACAUUCAAAGCACUCCACAUCGCCUCCUACAGGACCUCCGCAGUGCCGCCAAGGACCUCCUGGCCCACAUCAACAUUCCUGGCAACCAGGCGCAAGACUUCCGCAUCUAUAGCCAGGAAGUGUUGGAGUUUGGGGAGAAGGUCUCCUUCCUGCUCCUCCUGCCACCAUCAGAUGAGGUGUGCACGGCCCCCGGACAGAACAACCCAUACUCCCCCCGAUCCGGCUUCCUCACCCUGCCGCUGCAGAUCUUUGAACUGGUCCACUUUGACGCCUACUGCCCCACCUUUAUCGGACAGUACUGCAGGGUGUCGGCUCUGCUGGAGCUGGAGUCGCUCAUGUCCCAGCAGGCUUUGCGAGAGGCCUUCUCUGAAGCCGAGCUCCACAUUGCCAAGCAGAAGCACCAGCAGGUCCAGGAACACGUGCAGCAAAUGGAGGAGGUGUGGCGUGAGGUGAGGUGGAUAAUGGAUGCCCUGCAGUAUGCCCGCUACAAGCAGGCGACUGGGGGAAUCUCCUUGGCCUGGAUCAUCGACUUCUCCAAGGACGUGGUCCCGGACAAACCCCCCUCCAUCUCCUCUCAGCCGGACUUCCUGCCCUCCCCCACGCCCUCCCCUGAGCCCUGUCGCAAACACCCCGACUUCCAUGGUCUGUCAGACGAAGAGGGGUCCUCCGAGGUCUUCCUCACCACCGACAGUGACUAUGACUCCAGCCGUGCCCAGAGUCCCCGGGAGCUGGACCUCCUGCCCCCCUCCCCCCUCUCAUCCUCCGCGCCCCUGGAGCCACGCUGCUACCUGCGCAGCGACGGCAGCAGCUCAGGGGGAGGGACCAGUGUAGGGGGAGGAGGAGGAGCGCUCAGGGACUCCACCCCUGAUGUCCUGCAGGCGUCAGAGUCACAGCUUGGGCGGGACGUGGAGAGGUCCGGUGGUGGGGGGGAGGGCAUUGUCAAGGAGAGGCGGAGGGGGGCUCCGGAGCUGUUUGACAGCGACUUCAUCCUGCCCAGCCGGCAGAUCGAGCUGCUGCGCGUCACUGAGAAGAGGCAGGCCUUCUGCGUGCGAACCAGCAGCCUCGAGUUCCCCUCUCCCUCCUCAUCUGCCUCAGUCUACCAUCAUCCUCAUCACUACCCACAACACUACCCCAACGCUACCACUUCCCCCUCUCAUUCACCUUCCACGUCACCCUCACAGCGUUGGCACAGACCCUCCUCUGUGGACCGCUGCUGCCCGGCUGAGCGAUGCCUGACACGUCCGCUGCCUGCGCGUACGCUGUCAGAGGAUAGUGGUACCAUGAGGCUCUCAAGCCCGUCGCCUGGCACUGACAGGAAGGGCUGGCACGCCACGCUGCGGGUGUACCCGCAGUACCGCACGGGCCUGCCGAAAGAGACCAGUGUUAAGCUACGUGUGACUCCGGGGACGUCCGCGAGGGAGAUGAUCCAGCUGGUGGUUCAGGAGAUGAACGCGGUGUCUCAGCGCCUGCUGGGUAGUACCGGGGGAAUCGGCGGGGACCGGUGUGUGUACUACAGCCCUGAGCAGCUGGAACACUUUGGCCUGGUUCUGGUGGUGGAGGACCGGGAGAAGUGGCUCCAAGAUGACUUUUGCCCCCUGGAGCUCCAGAACCCCUGGCUGAGGGGUAAGCUCUGUGUCCGCAUCAAGGAGUACUCCCCCCUGGCACUCAAAUACAGCCGAGCCACCACUGUAUAAUGCCGCUGGGAGAGGAGAAUAAAGGGAAGCGUCUUCAGGGGCUCUCCAUGUUAACUGGGAUUCCUCCUUUGAUAUAUAAGGUGUUGAACUUGUGAAGUAUUCGCCAUAAUCAGAGGGCCACAUUUGGACAGAGCUAAACUGAAAUGCCCUCAAGCCCAAAUCCUUUUCUCCUCUGGUUGUUGUGUCAUCAUCCACUUUAGCUGAAAUGUAGUCUGUUUUUUGUUUGUUUGUUUUUGUUUGUUUUUUUUCUGAUAUGCUGCUCUGAAAUUCAAUGAUUCUAUGAAGUAUGUUCUCUCAAAAAAACACAAAGGUGGUUUUUCUGUUUUUCUCCGUGCACAUCCGCGAAGCUCAUCCAGAAACCAGAUGAAAAAUAACAGUAAAAAGGGAUAAGAAAAGAAUGGUUUUCAUACAACUGGACAUUCUUGAGACAAAAAAAGGGAGCAAAGAUUUAACAGUGCCGUCAUCACCUCUGAUGAGAUAGAUGCCAGUGCAUAGCAGAGUUGGGUGGGGUUAACAGAACGACAAAGGCAGCAUCAUCCAUCCCCUCUUUGCAGCCACAUGCAAACAAGCCUUUUCCUAUGAGCCGAGCAAAAUGUUGACUACACCCAUUCUGCCCCAUCUACCCCAGGAUGUGGGAUAUGGACCAGCCCCAGAGGGAAGGAAGGGAAGGAAAGCAACCGAGGGGGGCUGGCGUCCCUCCACUUGGGGACGCAAUCGCCUCAAACGAUUUGGCCUGUCCAGUCCUGUCACUCAGCCGAUCCUGGCUGCUGUAGUGUCUGGUAGCAAUUGAGCCAGCAAUCCAGCCAGAAAAAAGGGGUGGAUUAUGAAAGAGAGAGAGCGAGAGGAGGCUGAAGGCUCUGUCUUUCAGAGCCUGGCAUCGACUCUAGGGCUUGUUUUCUCCUUUGCUCCACGACAAGCCUUUUCUCUGACCCCUCCACCCCACCCACAUUAUAUAUAAGGCAAACCGACACAAUUAUCUCCAGUGAGGUUGUGGAUUUUACUGAGAGAGGACAGACAAGCAAUACUUUGCACCAUCUUACCAUGGCUUGCAUUUAUGUCAUCCUUUCUUUUUCCCGGACUGAUCAGGGAGGCUUUUUAAAUCUCCCAGGAAUCUCCUGAAGCCAUUAUAAGUGGUGUACUUAAAUACUCUUUUCUUGCUGUGCUAAAGGUCAACCAACCUAAAGUUGUUGAGUUUUCUUUGUUUUUCCUUAACAACAAUAAGUGGUAUCCCAAGAGGGUCCUGGGUUCAAACCUCAGGCCGUCCCAGGUCCUGUCUGUGUGAAGUUUGCAUGUUCUCCCGUUUUUGCAUGGGUUGCCACUGGGCACUUCGGUUUCCUCCCACCAUCAAAAAGACAUGCAUGUUAAGGUUGAUACUCCUGUCUGUGUCCCUGAGCAAGGCAACGGAAAGAAGAACUGGAGUUGGUCCCCGGGCGCUGCAGCUGCCUACUGCUCCUAGCUAGCUCCACAGCUAGGAUGGCGUGGGGCGGGGUCUUCUAGCUGUGUUAAAGGGGUAGUUCAGGACGUUAAGCAUCCAAAAGCAAUUCUUGCACAAGUCGAUAGGUAUGUAUUUUGUCCCUCUGGAUAAAACACAUACAAAAAAGAGUGACACAGCAGACCCUUCAAGGGUUCAUGUCGGUGUUUUGGAAGUGCUCCAAUUUCCACACAGAGUCCAUAGAUGUGUGUUUGGUCAGUUGGAGACUCCACAUUGUCAGUAAAUAUGAAUUGUGUGGGAUUGAUUAUGUGAAGGCCCUGUGACCUGCCUGGUGGCCAAAGUAUAGUGUGAUUUAUUCCAGUACUCCCAGUUGCCCUAAAAUGGAGAGAACGCAUCAGUAAAAUUCCAGAAAAAUUGAAUCGGUUCAUCUCGACACCAAGUUUAGCGGGAAAACAUUUCAUCACUCGUCUAAGUGACUUCGUCAGUUUUCAGAUGACUGCAAGUAUCCCCAACCUUAUAUUUUCUAAACACUGCGUCUUUCAAGCCCCAAAACACGCCGCACCAGAAAUUAGUCCGCCCCCCAAGUAUCACGUUCCCUGGCACAAACAGAACAACAUGCGUAGUGUACGCUGUUAAUUGCUGGAAGAAUGCCGUGACUUGUACAUCAGCGAAGCCAAACCAUCUCUGGUGGAGCAGAUGGCCCAACACAGAAGAGCUGCCUGGUCAGGCCAGGACUCCGCAGUCUACACCCACCUGCAGGCCAGUGGCCACUCUUUCAAGGAUGAGGAUGUGCACAUCCUUGAUAUGGAGGAAUGCUGGUUUGAACUGGGACUCAAAGAGGCCAUCUAUGUGAAGAGAGAACGACCA
This is a messenger RNA of Lampris incognitus (smalleye Pacific opah), 6889 nucleotides long. RefSeq names its product ankyrin repeat and fibronectin type-III domain-containing protein 1 (gene ankfn1b). Bases 451 to 4590 code for a protein of 1379 amino acids. Gene Ontology annotation, cellular component: spindle. Gene Ontology annotation, molecular function: protein binding. NCBI's taxonomy places the organism in Eukaryota, Metazoa, Chordata, Actinopteri, Lampriformes, Lampridae. Gene Ontology annotation, biological process: regulation of establishment of bipolar cell polarity; establishment of mitotic spindle orientation; signal transduction. The transcript has 24 exons. The record is from RefSeq and is a predicted model, not a curated record.